Daucus carota subsp. sativus is the source of this 1226-nucleotide messenger RNA. Its product is annotated as probable peroxidase 61. Gene Ontology annotation, cellular component: plant-type cell wall; plasmodesma. Lineage: Eukaryota; Viridiplantae; Streptophyta; Magnoliopsida; Apiales; Apiaceae. Gene Ontology annotation, biological process: hydrogen peroxide catabolic process; response to oxidative stress. The record is from RefSeq and is a predicted model, not a curated record. The coding region runs from base 59 to 1102 and encodes 347 amino acids. Gene Ontology annotation, molecular function: heme binding; peroxidase activity. The transcript has 4 exons.
GUUAACUGAACACAUCAAUCUAGAGGUAGCUUAAGCAUUUAAUACAUAGAUAUCUAAGAUGAGGAGAGAAGGGUUUUUGUGCAUCUCUGUUUUAGGAGUUGCAUUGAUGAUGAUGAUGAGCUUGGAUAUGGUGGGUGUUAAAGUGGAGGCGGCCACGGGGCUGCUGCCGCCAGCAAAACCACCGUUGAUAAGGCAGUACUAUAAGAAACUGAAUACUUGUGCAAAUGUGGAGUCAUUUGUGCAGUUCCAAGUGAAGAAAUACUGGGAUAAUAAUAGAGCUCUCACUCCCAAGCUCGUCAAGCUCCUCUACACAGAUUGCAUGGUUAAUGGGUGUGAUGCAUCCAUUCUCUUGGAUGGCCCCCAGUCGGAGAAAACUGCACCACAAAAUUCAGGGGUUGGUCCGGGAGUAUAUCUGGUCAUCGACGUAAUCAAGAGGGUCCUGGAGGCCCGGUGUCCUGGAGCUGUUUCAUGCGCAGAUAUCAUCCAUCUUGCCACUAGAGAUGCUCUGAAAUUGUCAGGGGCACCGUCUUACCCUGUUCUCCUGGGAAGACGAGAUGGAUUCGAAUCAAAUGCAGCUUCAGUAAAGCUUCCCUCGCCCUCCAUUUCCUGGCAAUCGGCUCUUGCAUUUUUUCAAUCCAAGGGUCUAGACGUUCAAGACAUGACUACUCUUUUAGGAGGACACACAAUGGGCAGAACACACUGCUCCUACAUUCUUGAUCGUCUCUACAACUUCAACAACACAGGUAAACCGGAUCCAACAAUGAAUAAAUCUCUACUAGAAAGCUUACGACAGACAUGCCCGUUGAACAAUACAAAGAGACCGAGCCAGCAAGUCGCCUUUCUUAAUCCAGAUAACGGCAAAGACUACAACUUCACCAACUCUUACUACAAAAGAGUGCUGGCAAAUAAAUCUGUCCUUGGAGUUGAUCAGCAGCUACUCUACGGAACAGACACGAAAGAAUUGACAGAUGAAUUCGCGACUUACUUUGAGGAAUUCCGCAGGAGUUUUGCUUUAUCAAUGACUCGAAUGGGAGGCAUUCAAGUGCUGACAGGAAACAAGGGCGAAAUUCGCAAAAACUGCAGAGUCAGAAACAAAUCAUAGUGGCCUGUUUUCCCAUUCAUUACAGUUAUUCAUAAGCUAAUAACUUGAAAAUUGCUUCAUGUAUCGUAAAUUUGAUGCCAAAUGAGGAACUAAUAAUAUGACAUCAAACAAACUUAAUCAUGCA